This is a messenger RNA of Maudiozyma barnettii, 5766 nucleotides long. RefSeq names its product Dck1p (gene DCK1). The coding region runs from base 1 to 5766 and encodes 1921 amino acids. NCBI's taxonomy places the organism in Eukaryota, Fungi, Ascomycota, Saccharomycetes, Saccharomycetales, Saccharomycetaceae. The record is from RefSeq and is a predicted model, not a curated record. The transcript has a single exon. Gene Ontology annotation, cellular component: plasma membrane; cytoplasm. Gene Ontology annotation, biological process: small GTPase-mediated signal transduction. Gene Ontology annotation, molecular function: small GTPase binding; guanyl-nucleotide exchange factor activity.
AUGUCAGCUAAUAAAAAUUUAAAGGGUUACUGGAAACCUACAGAUCAAUUAUUAUACGGGGUGAUUGUAAAACCGUUUUUACCUUUAGUGAAACAUCCAGAGUUAAUUAAUCAUACGAAUUCAUAUGCAAAUCUUUUUGCUGGUUCAGAAGUAUACAUAUUUGAAGAGACCAUCGAUCAGAAAUGGUGCCGUGCCUAUUUUUGUUCAAAGCCCUUGCCUGAAGCGUUUGUGGCUACAAUGACUGCAUUUGGUGAACAAUUGCCUGGUAUUAAAACUACUAUCGUCAUAUUCCCAAAAUCUUUUGUUCAUAUUAGUAAUCAUACAGAUAAUAACAUUAUAUCAAUAUUUACAUCUUUAGACCAAAAAGAUAUCGAUAAUAUGUUAAGUAAAAAAUGUAAAAGUCCAGCAUUCUUGGAUACCAUUAAUAUAAACAAAGAGACUGAAGUUAAGGCAUUGAGUUACAAGAAACCACCUAGACCAUCGUUUCCAUAUGGAAGAUACAACAAACGACCGCUAAGGGAUGAGAUUGGUGCGAUCUUAUUUUUAUUAUCUUCACAUAUAUUUUCUACAUAUGCAGCUGGUGAAUUUGAAGUGUAUAAUAAAUUAAUCCAAUUAUACCAAAAAUUAGAUGAUAUACGAUUGAUAUUAGUGUUUGAACUUAAUACUGAAGCUGAAUAUUUGGAAUUAAUUAGAUCGGCAUCAUGCUUACUUUCUAAAAUAGCCAAAUACAUAUUCGCAACUGGAAGACUUAGAAAUUCGAACUCAUUGUCUUCUAUAUCCUCGAAAGAUCCUUGCGGGUUUCAAGGUAUCUUUGCGAGGGAUAUUAACACGGGUGAAUUACUAUCGUACGAUAAUACAGACUUACAAACACUCGUUAUGAGUUCUGUCUUUUAUGGACUAACAAACAAUUUCCCAAUAAGUGGAUCCAAAAGAUUAAAUUUAGAGAUUAGACCUCCAAAUUUAGAAAAUUUUGCUCAUUUCCAUUUUUUAGUAGAUUUUAAAGAUAUUAGAUCUGAUCCAUCAGUACUACAUCCAAACCUUGAAAAUAUUGUUACCUCUGUUUAUUUAAGAACGAAGGACGAGAUAUUAACAGAACCAUAUAUUGUCAAUAUGACUACAAAUAGAGAUAUAUCACUAUCUUUAAGGCAAUCAUCGGUGGUUUUGUUUAAAGAUAUUCCAGAUUCAAUUAUAAGGAAAAACAAGAUAUAUUUAGUGGUGGUUCUAACAGAAAAAGUUUUUGUUCAAAUAAGAGAAAAGAAUUCAGCAAACAUUGCGAGAUCACCAUUUAUACCUUUCAAAUCUACAACAAAGGGAUCGAUUGACUCGGUAAUACGUGGUAUAUCUGCGGGUAUCAUUGAUAUAUCCCCUGUGUUUAUGGAUACCGAAGAUAUAUUGAAUCUUCGUCCUCAUAAAUUCAAGAUCCAUUUCUACGCACCAAUGAACGAUAAAGUAGCAUUAGCAGCAAAUGAACGAGAUUUAUGCCCUGGUUGGGGUGGCGUGCUUCCAAAAAUUUUGAAUAACGCAAAUGAUGGCAUAAUAAUAAAUCCCAGAACGCUUUCUAUGACAGUAAAUAUAAAAAAUAUAGGAAAUGAUAAGACUUUGGAAGAAUCCUUUACACCAAUAAAUAUCCCUGUGAGAACGGUAAAAGCAAAUUUUUUCAAUGACAUGUAUAAUCCACAGGAGGUAAUAUAUCUAAAUAUUUCAUCAGCUAACUUAGUUGAUAUCCAAAAGAAAGUUACGAACAUCAAAAGUAUAGCAAUUAAAAUCCUUUCAAACAAUAAAGAUGUGAAAAUGAACAUUUAUUCCAAUGAAGAUCUAAAAAAUGAAAUAGAACUUGUUUCUGUUUCCCCUGGAGAAAUGAUUGGAGGAAGAGUGAGAAUCCAUAAUAUAGAUGUGAUGAGCAAAUCUGAGACCCUCACUGUCCUUGCAUAUUUAAAUGGAUUAUUACUGGCAAAGGGUAAAAUAUCAUUGAAGGAGAACGAUAAAAUCAUUGAACAUAAAAAUGGCACUACAAUUGAUUUAAUGUCAUCAGAAAAUAAAAAAUUGAUUAAUUUGAGUAUAAAUUCUGAGUAUCCAGGUAAUAAUUAUAACGUUGAUAAGGAAAUAGAAGAAUUUACUAAAGUUGUCCAGGAUUAUGCUACUGAAAAUAAAUUUUAUGAAGGUGACGUACUAAACAUUUUAAAAAAAGUAAAUGACAUUGACACAGCUGUUCUCUUGAAAUCAAUUGACCUUUUAUUAUUUAAUUAUUUGGAAUUUAUCAGAUUAAUUACAAAUGAGGGGAGCACAACUAAUUCUGAUCGAUUUACCGAUAAUGUUUUUGAAUAUUUUUUUCUAUUCCUUAAGAAGACUUUGUCUUCGAAAGACAAAAAUUGUAGACAUAAGCUUUUUAAAAUGUACUAUAAAUAUUGUACAGGGGUAAACUCAAACUUACCAGUCGUUGGUCUACAACUUCUUCAAUGUUUGACCAAUGCAUAUGCAACCAAAAGAGAAAAAGAUGACGAAUAUGCGAUUGCGUUAUGUGAAUUUUCUGUGUUUGUAUUAUUACUUUCAGUAAUAUCGUCCAAUAACCAGAGGGAUGAGUGGAAAGUAGAAUAUGCCACUACAUUUGAAGAAUAUUGUAUAUAUUUGAGCGCAUCCUUUCAACAUGUAAUUGUGGGCCAACAAGCAAUGUUACAGACAUAUGAUGUCUGGCUAUCAAUUUUAGAAUUGCACUUCGAACAAAAGGAGUUAUUUACCAUGGCAACCAUGGUCAUAAUGUCUUUACAAUAUGAUAUCGAUGAAUGGUGCUGCAAUGUGAAGAAACUUAAUAGAGAUGAACACAACUUUCUCAAUUCGAAAUAUUUAUUACUACAAAGAAUAUUAUUAUAUGAACCGUUCAAAAAUUAUUUACGAAAUUUUGAAGAGGACGAUCCAAUGAUAUUAACAUUUUUUGAAAAAUCGAUUAAUACUAGUUUAAUACCGUAUGUUCUUUUUCAAAAUGAUCCUUCUCAAAUAGAUACUAUCCGUCUUGCUAAUAGUGUCAUGAUUAUUGUCAUAAGAAAUAUCACGAAUUCAAAUAUAUUGAAGAAUUUGCUAAGAUUAAUUCCAUCAUACUGUCUAUAUUUUAUCCAAAUUAGAAGGUACUGUAAGGAUGUUGGACUUUUUAAACCUCGUAGAACUUUUACGGAGUUAUUUCCGUUAAAAUAUCCUUUUACAAAGUACUAUGUGGACUCGAUUGUCAAUGAUGAGAUUAUAGUGGAGAUAUUAAUGGAAAUCUCUACAAUGAUUUGUCAAUUGACUAAGAUUGCCCACCAAUUGUAUGGAAGUGAUCUAUCAUUCAAGAAGAUAGUCCAAGAAUGCAGGGAUAAUAUAAAUUUUGAAUCUCAAUUUUACCUCGAAAAAAUGAACCUUCAUGAUAUCGAAUUGGUAAUCAGAACUAUAAGAGCUUUUUUUAUGGAUGAUUACUUUCCAGAGAGGAAAUGGUUAGGUAUUACAGCUUUAUUAGCUCGGUCGUCAUUGAUAUUAUUAUAUAUGUGUCAAGAUACCAUUGAGGACUUUCAAAUAACCACUAAUAUCAAUGAUCCAAAUAGCAUAACUUUGAAAACUUGGUGUGACUUUUUCAAGAGUAUAUUAAUGCUUGCAAAUCAUAAAAUAUCAAACUUACCUCAGCUUGCUCCAAUUUCAAGAAAAGCGGUAUACAAUAUAAGUGGUAGACUAAGGGUAAAAGCUGCAGUCAUUCUGGAACGUUCUUGGAAUUUUCUGUCUAGAGGUAACGAAAGAAAUGAUUUGGCUGAAAAGUAUGGAAUCAAUGGUAUAAGUGAAAUGCAGCUGCUACUCUUCAAAGAAAAUCCAACCUUAAUUCGAGAAAUGUAUAUAUUUGCGUUACAUCAAGAUAUUAGUGCCACCACCGUUUGUUGUAAGAUAUUCUGUUGUAUUACUGUAAAUGUUUGGGAUCAAGAGCAUUCGUUCCAAAAAUGUUUAGAUUAUUCCAUUCCUGAAUUAUACAAUGGUUUCCAAGCUGGAAGAAUAUAUUUACAUGAGUAUGAAUUGACUUGUUUUGUCCAGUGCUUAUUCCUUAUGAUUCAUGUUGCAGUGGAUGAUGAGAUGUUUGACAGCUUAACAGCUUUCCUGAAAGAAAUUAUUGGUUUCUUGCAUAUCUUGAUGGAAGCAUACAAAAUUCCUAAACAGCCAGAAUACGAUGAUGAUCGAAUUGCAUCUCAAAUAGAAAUGUUUAGUUAUCUAUUAGAUGCUAAUAAACCUGAAUUAUUUCAUAGAAUGCUAUAUGAAAUAUAUGUUCAUUCUAUCAAGAAGAAAGAUUAUGUUCAGGCCGGAUUAAGCUUAGAGUUGCUAGCAAGCACAUACACAUGGGAUACCAAUGAUGUCCUAAAGGCAAUAUCGUACCCACCAUUACCAAGUCAAUCAUCCUUUGAUAGAAAGGAAUAUUUAUACAAGGAAUCAGCCAAAUUUUUUACAAAGGGAUUAAAAUUUGAGAAAGCAUUAUCAGUGUAUAAAGACCUUAUCAAAGCGUACGAUGAAAUUAAUUACAAUCUGAAUGGAUUGGCAUUUGCAUAUCAUCAAAUAUCUACAGUUUACACAGAUUUACAAUCCUUGGACAGACUUGUUCCAACCUACUUUAAAGUUUCCUUUAUGGGAUUUGGGUUUUCAAGUUCGUUAAGAAACAAAACCUUUAUUUUUGAGGGUCUACCAUUUGAACACAUAACUUCAAUGCAAAAUCGUUUAUUAAAUGUCUACCAUGGUUCUUCAAUUAUUCAAUCAGUAGACGAAGUCUCACGACUCUUAAUAAAACCUACCUUGGGUAGAUGUAUCAAUGUAACUACUGUAGAACCUAGAUUUUACAUUUCAAACGAUUAUACAAGAAGUCUCAACAUGGCUAAUAUGAAUAACAAGAUUAGGAUGUAUAUAGAGAAUAGAGAUUUGAAUACGUUUAGUUCUUCUAGACGAUUACCUGGUGCCACAAAUGUUGCAGAUCUAUGGGUGGAGGAGUCUACGUACACUACAGCAUCAACUUUUCCAACAUUGAUGUACCGUGCAGAGAUUAUAGAAACAAAGACAGAAAAGCUUUCCCCGGUGCAAAAUGCAAUAAGAUCCUUGCAAGUAAAGAUCCAAGAAUUGAGUGGUUUGCUAAAUAUGGGUCAUAAGAUACUAAAAGAAAAUGGAGACUCGUUGGAGAUAUUUGAAGAAUUAUCGAGAAAUAUUACAGGUACAAUAUCGGCACCAAUAAAUGGGGGGAGUAUGCAAUACAAAGUCUUUUUAAAAGGGCCAUACUCUGUUAAUAUAGAUCCCUUAGACAUAUCAAAAUUAAUUGCAGCAUAUGAUGAACUAACAAUACAACUAAGUGCCUGCUUAACGUUACAUCUGGAUCUAUUACCGUCAGAUGAACUAAAGUACAAUCAUGAGAUGCUAGUAGAACUAUUCAACAAGAAUUUUUCCGAAGAAAUCUUAAGAAACCACGACAUUAUUGCUGCUUCAAAUCAAACGUUAGUUAAAAAACCAAUGUCAAGAAGGAAUUCAGUUAAAAAUCCUAAUAAAAUCAUGUCUAUAUCGUCAUGGGAUAUGCCACCACCUUCAGCAUCAUCAUCAUCGGCUGCGCCACAGAAGGAAAAUCAAACUCAUGUAGCUGAACUCUUAGUACCAGAUGAUAAAAUAUUGACCAAAUACAUGGGGAGAAGAAAUUCACGGAGUUCAUCAAAUAUCAAUUUGAAUUUAAUGUUAACUCCGUCGAUAUCUAAUGGUUCUAAUGCCUCAAAUUCAACUUCACAUGGUUAA